Spodoptera litura is the source of this 987-nucleotide messenger RNA. The record is from RefSeq and is a predicted model, not a curated record. NCBI's taxonomy places the organism in Eukaryota, Metazoa, Arthropoda, Insecta, Lepidoptera, Noctuidae.
AUGUUAAAUAAUCGGCCAAAAUCUCACUGCACAGUCUGCAAUCAGGAAUUACACUUUCGCUGUGCAGGAAUAACAGAGGCCGGGUAUCGGAAACUUGGUGACAGAAGGCUUACGUGGCGUUGCAGUAGUUGUAAGAUAAGUGCCACUAAUCUAAUGUCUGGCAAUGCUUCUCAACCCGUUACACCAAUAUCGUCGCCUACACCUGUGCCGGACACCCAGUCUAUGGUUCUGCAGGAAAUCCGUGCGUUGGCGUUAAAAUUUGCCACAUUGGAAAAUAUGAAGGAAGACAUCAUCGCAUUGAGGAAUGAGUUUGCUGAGUUCAAAACAGCCAUGGCAAAUCAAUACAGCGAGGUCAUGAAAGAGGUCACCGGGAAGUUAAAUGACAUGGAGCUGCGUAUCGUGAGGGUUGAGAGGGUCCAGGACCAGGUGGAACAGCUGCAAGCCCGAUUGGAUAAAUUAGAAGACGACAACAGCAAUAGAGAUCAGUGGUCGCGUAUGAAUAAUAUCGAAGUUAAGGGAGUGCCUCAAACAAGCAACGAGAACUUAUUUGAAAUAAUAGCCAAAAUUGGUGCAAAAAUCAACUAUCCAGUCUCGAAAAAUCAAAUUAACUUCAUCACUCGAGUGCCUACCAGUGAAAAAGACCGUAUAAAACCUAUCAUAGUCCGUUUUUGCCAACGUUACGUAAAAGAAGAUUUUAUAGCAGCUUCUAGGUACGAACUAAAGACCUCACCUUUGACGCCAGCUACAAUUGGAUUAAUUGGCAACCAUAAAAUCUUUAUAAAUGAUCACCUAACAAUAAGAAAUAAAAUGCUGCUGACUAAGACAAAGAAAACUUCGGCAGAAAUGGAUUUAAAAUACGUUUGGGUCAAACACGCGAAGAUACACAUAAGAAAAAACGAUACUUCGCCAAUACUGGUCAUCAAGUCGGAGAAAGAUCUACAAAAAAUCACUUAAAUUAUUCACAGUUAUUAUUUAUAAAAACCGAUA